AUGUCCAUUGGUCCCAAACAAACGAUAUAUCUAAACAACCUCAAUGAAAAAGUAUCACUAACUAAACUAAAAGCAAAUUUGGAGCCCUUAAUACACAAUUUCGAGCCGUUGGAUAUCUCGCUUGCAAAGACAUUGAAAUUGAAAGGUCAGGCUUUUAUAACAUUUCGUGAUGUUGACUUAGCUUCAAAAGUGGUAAAUGAAUUAAACGGUUUACAGCUACUCGGUAAGCCCGUAAGAGCAACUUUUGCCAAAACCAAUAGCGAUAAAGUGGUUCUUGAUGAAGCACAACUAAAGGAAAUUAAAAAGAUACGACAUGAAAAAAAAAUUAUCAAGAAUAAGAAUAUAGCAAAGUCAAAGAAGAAGAAGAAGCUGAUUAAAGAUAAGCUGAAAAGGGAAUCAACUCAAGCUAAGGAUAAAAAUAAGAAAGCCACAGAUUUGUCAGUAUGGAAGAACUUACCACCUAAUCGUAUAUUGCUUUUACAAAAUCUUGACUCAAAUAUAUCAAAGGAAAUUCUCAAUGAGGUUUUUCAAGAUUUCAGCGGGUUUGAAAUUGUUAGAUUUGUCAAGCCAAGAAACUUGGCAUUUGUAGAUUUUGCAGAUGACGAAAUGGCAAGAGGUUGUUUAGAGCAUUUUGAUGAACCCGAAUUAAAGCAAAAGUUUGGUUCCGAAUCUAUAUUCUCCUAUGCUAAAAAAUAA
This is a messenger RNA of Lodderomyces oxycetoniae, 696 nucleotides long. RefSeq lists its product as uncharacterized. Gene Ontology annotation, biological process: mRNA splicing, via spliceosome. The transcript has a single exon. Gene Ontology annotation, molecular function: U12 snRNA binding; pre-mRNA intronic binding. The coding region runs from base 1 to 696 and encodes 231 amino acids. The record is from RefSeq and is a predicted model, not a curated record. Gene Ontology annotation, cellular component: U12-type spliceosomal complex. NCBI's taxonomy places the organism in Eukaryota, Fungi, Ascomycota, Pichiomycetes, Serinales, Debaryomycetaceae.